AUGGAUAUGGCAAUACGUACGAAACAAUACUUAGAUGUUCGAUUUCCAAUUUUACUAUGGAAACAAUUGAUACCCGAAGAAGUUAGAAUUGAAGAUAUUGAAGCUAUUGAUAUUUCAAGUUUUACAAUUAUCAAUGAAAUGGAAGAAAAUAUUCGAAAAGUAAAAGAUCUCAACGAAUGUGACGACGGCGAUGUUAAAAAGAACUGUGACUAUUUUUUUAGUAGUGUUAUGACUGAACUUACAGUUGAUGUCGUUAGUUUGACUGGACAAACUUAUGAACUUAUUCCAUGUGGUUCUCAUAUACCGGUAACUGCUGUCAAUUUCGAAGAUUAUUGUAUGCGUUAUCGUCAAUAUCGUAUUAAUGAAUUUCAUUGA
Molecule: messenger RNA, 375 nt
Organism: Rotaria sp. Silwood2
Lineage: Eukaryota; Metazoa; Rotifera; Eurotatoria; Philodinida; Philodinidae
Source: the annotation of a GenBank genome assembly